This is a messenger RNA of Tripterygium wilfordii, 2087 nucleotides long. RefSeq names its product CTL-like protein DDB_G0288717. The coding region runs from base 261 to 1928 and encodes 555 amino acids. Gene Ontology annotation, molecular function: transmembrane transporter activity. Gene Ontology annotation, cellular component: membrane. Lineage: Eukaryota; Viridiplantae; Streptophyta; Magnoliopsida; Celastrales; Celastraceae. The transcript has 3 exons. The record is from RefSeq and is a predicted model, not a curated record. Gene Ontology annotation, biological process: transmembrane transport.
AAAUUCCUCGCCAUUGAGCCACUUAUCUAUGAAAAUAUGCAGAUGCAAAACUAAGAGAAGGUAAAUAUUAUUGCUACCAGCAAAUUAUUCCAGUACAAGUCAUCUUGUCCCGCUCUUGACCAUACCAACUUGUCUUAGUUGUCUACGAACUAGUGUCACGGUCAACAGAAAUUCUCCGGGAGCAACCAUAACCAUCUCUGCAACAUCCUUUACCUUCUCUGUGAAACUCCCUCCUUCUCUCUAUCUCUGUUUCAUCUGUGAUGGAGAGUAGUGAAGAAAACAACAAACCCACUUACCUCUACGAAUCCCCUUCUUCACCAACUCAACCCUUGCUCUCUAAACCACCGUACUUUCAAUCUCCGAUCGAAGAACCCACAACCCACGUUGACCAAGAACCAUCGGAAGAAGACCCGACCCAGUACCUGCACAUAUCCUACAACUUCGGGGUAAGACCUUUCAAGGACCUGCCUUUCCUCAUCCUCUUCUUUAUCGUCGUCCUCGCCACUUUCGGUUUCGGCAUCUUCUGCAUCUUCCACAGAAACAUCAAUUACGCCAGUCUAUCCUCUUAUAGUUACGAUUCCAAUUCGACUUCUUGCGUCAAAGACUCGCUAUCGUCUAAUAGUGAAGAGCAAUUUUUCCAGUACUUGUUGUUUUAUUCUAGCUCGAGUUCGGUUUUGAAGAAUUUGAUAUGGGCGCUUGUAAUUACUUUGAUUUUGAGUGUGCCCAUUUGCUUUCUACUCCUUUUGUUGCUUAAGCAUUACGCCAAACAGAUUGUUUACGUCUGUCUUCCUUUCUUUGUUGUGAUACCCAUCUUUCUCAAUGUGUAUUGGUUCGUUGCCUGCACGGUUAGCUCCACUUGUAGCGACUCGUUCCCUUUCUUGUAUAGGAUUUUGGUACUUGUGUUCGUGUUUGUUGUGAUUGGGGUAAUUGUGUGGAUAUUCGUGGCUAAUUGGCACCGAAUUGAGCUGACUGUGAGGAUAAUUGGGGUUGCAUCUGAUGCCUUAUCGAAGAAUCUGGGAUUGUUUCUUGUGUUGCCACUAUUGUCGCUUUCUCUUGUGGCCUAUUAUGCUCCAAUUGUGGUGUUUUUGGUCUUUGCAACAUUGAAUGGAAAGAUUGUGCCGAAAGAAUCAAAUGCAGAUUACACUUGUGUUUGGAAGCAAGAUAGCUGGGUCCCUGCUUACUUUGCUUUGUCAAUAUUGACGAUGUUGUGGUCUUUGACAGUAAUGGUGGAAGCUCAAGUUUAUGUUAUCAGUGGAACUAUUUCACAAUGGUACUUCUCAAAGGAGGAUUCAACUCCUAAGCGAAGCAUAAGAAGUUCUUUGAGAAAUGCAUUUGGCCCCUCAUUCGGCACUCUAUGCCUCUCUGGGCUGCUUUUAUGUGUUGUUCGUGUGGUGCGAGCUGCUGUUGAUAGUGCAAGAGAAGAAGCUCCAGGAAUAGCGAAUCUGAUUUUGCGGUGUUGUGUUAAUGGCUUGCUGACAGCAAUAGAUUUCCUUAACAAGUUCACCAUCAACUUUGCUGCGAUAACUGGUGAAGCUUACUGCAGAUCCGCAAGAAUGACCUAUGAACUUUUGAAGCGUAAUCUUCUCUCAGCAGUUUUUGUGGAGAUUGUUUCCACUCGAUUGUUGGCUGCAAUUACUUUUGUGCUUUCAGCAGUAUAUGCAGUAGCAGCGUGGGCUAUCCUACAGGGCGUGAGCAAUCUCGGCGUUGACUCAUACUUGGUGGCUGUUGUUGCGUGGGCGCUGUUAAUUGCAGUGCUGAGUUUGUUUGUCCAUGUGCUGGACAAUGUGAUAGAGACUGUUUACGUUUGCUACGCCAUUGAUAGGGACCAGGGAGAGAUUUAUAAGCAAGACGUUCAUGAAGUUUACGUUCACCUACCCAUCAGUAAGAAGCACAGGUCCUCUCUAGGCCCUACAACUCUUGGUGUAUAAAUAAGCCUCUCUUUUUUUCUUCGUGUAUUGGUGGUGGUCAUGUUUGUUUUCUGUACAAUGCUGGAAUUGGCAAAUUGUGUAUACAUACUGUUGGUUUUGCACAUGUUUUUGAGGCUUUGUUCAAGGGAGGCUGCAUGUUGGGCCGCUAAGCUUCUUCUA